UUUUUAAUUUGACUUCUUUUAAAUUUACCAACUCUGGCAUACUUGGCAAACAGGACAAGCAUCUACACUUGUUUCUUCCAAAUGUGGCUGAACAGAUCCAGACCAUGGGAAAAGCACCCUUGCCACCUCCCCAGAGGGACAUUUCACCAGUUUAUGGGAUUUUCUGCCAUGUUGACAAGAUCUGGACAAUGAUCACAGAGCCAGAUUGGAUUAGUGAAACCUAUUUACCAGAAGUUCAGAGCGGUUGCAUGAAGCUGAAAGGCAGUCAGGAGGGAGAGGUGGAAAAUGCACCAGAUUUACAGCUGCAGCGACGAAAAUUUAGAAGUUUUCACCACUGUGAUUUCAUCCAAAUCAUGUAGUCCUGCCCGAAGACGAGCCAAAACCACACAGCACAUCCUAACAAAGAGUGUGGUAGCCAUAUCCGAUCGUCGGCCCCACGGGACAGAGAAGCUGCAGCCCUACCAGGGUGACCUCCUCCAGGUGCUGUACAGCGAAGACGAGGUGCGGGGCUUGGGCCGCCUGCAGAGCAGGCAGCGGGGACCCUGUCCCGCCAAGGGCACUGCUCAGCAUGUGGGAAUUACUGAACGAGAGUCAUCCAAGUCCUGUAACCACCUGUUGGAUGGAAAAUCUUUGAUUCCACCAUCACCAGUUGCCCAUAUCACAGUGAAAGCGGUGGCUGUCACAGACUCAUCUGCAGGCAACAGCACUUCUACGGAAGACCACAGGCAGCGCUGGAGGAAGACGGCAGAGUACGACCUGGCCCUGCCACAGGGAGCAGAAGCUUCCCUACCACUGACGGGAGGCAACCUGUGCGGGACACCCAGCCUCCUGAGGAAGAUGUGGAUGAAGCACAAGAAGAAGUCAGAGUACCUGGGGGCAACAAACAGUGCCUUUGAGGCGGACUGAUAAGGCUCAGCAACACUUGGGAAGACCUUUAGCCAGGACAAGGUGCUCUAGGAUCGAUGAGGGAACAGACACAGCACGGCUCAUCCAGGAAAACGAUAUCCUUUUUAUUACUUGAUGCCAUUGCCUCAGAGCGGUGGGAGAAAGGCUAACUAAGGUAAAAAUGGUGAACAUGAUGCAACUCACUGGCCUUUCUUUGUUGCAAUACACUAAAAUCCCACUAGAUUUAUGUCUUGACUCGAUGCUGAAACUGCUGCUAGCCCAUUCACCAUUUUACACAUCCUGUCUGAAUCAGCUCAGACUUGCAACAAGAAAAGCCUACCAAGCAGUUUGUGUAUUCCUGCAAGGCAACAGAUCAAUUAGAGUGCCAUUAAAUCCCAAGGGUCUGCUCGCUGUAUAUCACUGCUUGUCCUCUUCCCCCUCUCAUAUCAUGAGAUAAAAAACACAUCUUACAAUAUGCUUAUUUGAAUGACAUAUGCUAAACACCUUUUAUUCUUCAGUGUUCAUGUUUCAAGACAGGAGUAAAAGAUGCAAAAAUUUUAAAAGAAUGGGUCAGAACUGAGCAAGUUUGCAAACACCAUUUACCAAACUUUGCUACGUGACAAGCGAUCAGUGUUUCAAAGUGUCCUGCCAGAUCAAACUAUGAGCAACUGGAUAACCUCAAGAAAUACUUUCUUCCAUAGAACCUGCUUAUAUGUUAAGUGGUAGUCAGCAACUUACUCUCUACCCGUGUGGUACGGGAUAUUUCACUAAGCGCACAAAAUGCUAGGAGGAAAGAAAAUAUGUAAAUGGUGCAACUAGGUGACUAAACGUGAGAUAUUUGCAUAUAGGAUACCUGUGCUUAUGAAUACAUGGAUUUAAUGGAAGUCACUCAAAAUUUUUUUUCAAUUUAGAAAUUGCUGGACAUGGCCCCUUGGGUUUUCCUCUCAAAAAAAAAAAAAAAAAGGUUUUACAAAAAAGGUUUCACCAGUGUUGUAGACAAUAUUAUAUACUGUCGUGAGCAGUACUUGCCUACUUGCCUCAUAUGAGUGCUCCCCUGGUUAUUAGACUCUUGUUUGCCUAAAUACAGAACUUGAAAUAUAAAAUUGGAGAAAGUGUAUCUCCUGUUGCUCAUAGCAAUGACGAUCUUCUCUAAUCUAACUGCCAGCGCUCUAAAACAUAAAUGAAAAAUAAAGGUCUUACUCUAUGGCAGAAGCAGAGGAAAGAAGCUCCCAUCUGAAACUUGCUUGCCUGCAGCCAGUGUAGUAAAACGCACCGAGAGGCUGCCACACACAGUGCCACGGUACCGAGGUGAGGAGGCUCCAGAGCCGUGAACCCACCGAAGGGCUGAACCGUAUGUUGGCAGCGUUAACGGUGGUUACAGCUCCUUCCCCUCCUACCACAACCUCCCGGGCAACUUCUGCACUUGGGGUACCUGCUGACUUCAUCCACUGCUUGUGUUAACGUCAUCUUCAACCUGGACUUAGAAAAAAAGCAUAUUCAGAAUUUCUCUUACAGCGCAGGAGUGAGGGAGCCUUGGAUAACAGCCUGUGGAGCUGCAGGCUCGGGCAGUUAUCCACCGUCAGGGGUCACCAGCUCAGAAGUACCACCUAGUCGGGAGGGAAAGGCUGCUAAAGCAGCCAGGUGCUCUGGCUUUGGGGUGAGCAGGUUGGAGCAGCACACAGGAAAGCUUCGUGGCUUGACAACCUGAGCAACCAAAGUCUGUGGGAUGGGAAAGCAGCUGGAAAAACCCAGUAGCUUUACAGAGCAAAUGUCCCUGGUAGCUCCGAGGAGGACAGCAGGGGUCACCUACGUGGGGCUGGAUGUGCUGGGAAAGGCAGUAGAAUAGGGAUGGAAGUUCUCAUUUAAAAAGGUAUUAUGGCUUUUCAUACGGCCAGAGCCAACUCAGUCCAGAGUCUGCCAAGGAGGGGAGAGGCACUAGACCUUCAUAAAAUACCUCUGUCAGCCCUCACGUUCAGCUGUCGAUCACUGCUUCAGUCACAGGCUUCUCCUUCAGAGCUGCUCAACAACUCACAGAGGACAGCCUUGCAUCUAGAAGUCACACAGACUCCCCCUUCCUCCUUACCAACGGCAAAAUUCCUUCUCUGGCCCAGCAGCCUGACAGAGGGAUGAUUUGCUCUCCUGCUUUUCUUUCUUCCUCCUGGGAAAGAAGGAGAACAUAGCUCCUCGUUAACCAUGGACUGAAAGGCCCCGGCUGCUGGCAAGGCAAGGAGAAGAGGUGACGGUGGCCCGGUAUUGACCGAUGCCUGCUGAAGACUGCACACCUGAACAGCACCAGAGUGCGUUUCUCACAGGGGUCCACCCCACCUUUAAGUUAGAGCCUGACACAUUGCCCCCCUGUGAUAGCCUGGAUGGACACUGUGACCCUGCCAACAUCAGGUCCUCCAUGACUGAACCAAGCUGGAGCCUUGGCCAAGAUUUUCCUGAAAUGUCUUUUACAAAUAUCACCAACCACACUACACCCCCUUCCCCAGCCCAUAGAAAUCCUGCCAGAAGCCUUAGCCUUGUAGGCACAUGCUAUUUUUACGCAUAUAGGUAAACUUAGUAACUGCAGCGGGACUACUCUCUUGCACAGCAAUGCAUACACUCAAGGAGUAAGGAGAAUAAUAAUCACCUGUUCCCUUUUUUGGUCUCAUUCCCUAAACAAAGCAAAAAUAAAGAAGAUGGACAGACACUGGGAAAAGUCCACUUGCUGCAUUUGGGGUAAUUAAGACAGUGAGCAUUUGUGGUACCUGUCCUUGUAGCUAAUGUGACCCAUAGAGCACCCAACACACAGUCCAGGGCAGCAAGAGUUUUGUCUGUUGAGAGAGCUGUAUUGUAGUAUUUCAUUUGUUAAUUAAUAGCUUUAAGCAGUAUGAGGAUGGAGGAGAGAUGAUUAAUGUUUCUACCUAAUAAUUGCUGUAUCUUGAAAUGUGUAUUUAUGCUUUUCUUAUUUAUCUAAUUUAUAAUUUGGACCUACAAGAGGAGGAGACAUUUACAAGAAGUGUAUUUAAUUUCUCUGUAUUCCAGGAACUGCUGUGGAGGUUUCUUGUAUUGUAGUAGAUACUUAUUUUAUUCGUUCAAAUAAAAUAUGUCCUAUUCAUAGAAAACAAUAAAAGAAACAAGUAGCAUGUG
This is a messenger RNA of Aquila chrysaetos chrysaetos, 4017 nucleotides long. It is a transcript of the gene VXN, whose product is annotated as vexin. The coding region runs from base 286 to 906 and encodes 206 amino acids. The record is from RefSeq and is a predicted model, not a curated record. Lineage: Eukaryota; Metazoa; Chordata; Aves; Accipitriformes; Accipitridae. The transcript is spliced from 7 exons. Gene Ontology annotation, biological process: neuron differentiation; neurogenesis.